AUGCCUGGAUCCCCAUUCGCUAUCAUUGCGGGCGUUGGCCCGGGCACGGUUUUCGCCCAAGUCUUUGCAAAAGCCUAUCCCGUCGUGCUCCUCUCGCGCAGCGCGAAUUCCUUCGAGGAAGUUGUUAACGAAAUAAAAUCAACAGGGAGGGAAGCGGUGGGCGUUGUCGCUGACCUCACUAGCGUGGAGAGCACGCGUGAUGGAUUCGCAAUCAUCAGCAGGCUAAUCCCAGACCGACCGCUAGCAGCUGCUGUAUUUAACGCGGGUACUCUUGUCCGCAAGCCAUUCUUGGAUCUCUCAGCUACAGAGUUCCAUGAUGCCUUUGCGAAGAAUGCGUAUAUUUACUCCUCUGCCAAACUCUCAUCAAACCCGUGGAACAAUACUGAUAGCAGCAACAGCGGCGCCGGCUUCAAUUUCUCUCAGGCUGUCCUUCCCUUACUCCUUCGGUCACGGCAGCGGGAGUCACACCCACCGACUCUCAUCUUCACUGGUGCAACUGCUAGUUUGAAAGGAUCAUCGAGAUUUGCGCCCUUCGCGGCUGGGAAAUUCGCCUUGCGUGCCGUGGCGCAGUCAUUGGCGAGAGAAUACACCUGCUACUAA
Aspergillus udagawae is the source of this 600-nucleotide messenger RNA. RefSeq lists its product as uncharacterized. The transcript is spliced from 3 exons. NCBI's taxonomy places the organism in Eukaryota, Fungi, Ascomycota, Eurotiomycetes, Eurotiales, Aspergillaceae. The record is from RefSeq and is a predicted model, not a curated record. The coding region runs from base 1 to 600 and encodes 199 amino acids.